Plodia interpunctella (Indianmeal moth) is the source of this 4789-nucleotide messenger RNA. It is a transcript of the gene Dgk, whose product is annotated as Diacyl glycerol kinase. Lineage: Eukaryota; Metazoa; Arthropoda; Insecta; Lepidoptera; Pyralidae. The coding region runs from base 366 to 3017 and encodes 883 amino acids. The transcript is spliced from 24 exons. The record is from RefSeq and is a predicted model, not a curated record. Gene Ontology annotation, cellular component: plasma membrane. Gene Ontology annotation, molecular function: ATP-dependent diacylglycerol kinase activity; calcium ion binding. Gene Ontology annotation, biological process: lipid phosphorylation; diacylglycerol metabolic process; intracellular signal transduction.
UUGCCGUGGAAAGCGGACGUGUUCGAUCGCAUUUUCAUGCGCGAAUUUUCCGCAGAUUUUUAUAUGCUAAUAUAAAGACCCGAAGCGAUGUAUAAAAAUAAUAUUUUUAAGGACGAUUAAGUGACCUUUGGGAUGGUGAAUUCGUAAAUAUCCAGACAGUGUUGCCAUAAAUAUCUAAUAAUAAAACAUUAAAUCUGUCGAAUGCUUCGUUUGUAAAGGAUUGAGUGUUUUGUGGUGUAACAUUUUCUGUGUUUGACUGUCGUAGAUUCCUUUGCAUCCAUGUGUAGUGUAUUAAAAAGUGAAAUGUGAAACAGUUUAGAGUUUUUGAAUUUGGAAGUUCGUUGAGCGGGUGCAUAGACCGGGAGAUGCCUAACUCGACGCCGGUCAGCUUCCAGUGGGACAAACUCUCGCCGGCCGAGUUCCAGCAGCUACAGGAGUUAGCAUCCUAUUCCACAAAAAAACUCCAAGAUGUCCUCAAGGAGAUUUAUGAAGUUAAGAAGCAAAGUCCAGACGGAGACAUCGAUUAUGAAGGCUUCCGUUGGUUCCUCGAUACAUUCCUUGAAGUCUCCACUCCGGACGAGUUAUGCAGACAUCUGUUCCUGUCGUUCGUGCGGCGCGACCGUCGUCCGGCGCUCCGAGAGAUGGCGGCCGCCAGCUCAGCCGCCGCCUGCGCAGCUGUCACCGCACACGCUGACCACCAGGGGAAGCUCAGCCUAGCAUCCAAAAUCCAUGGUCUUGCGGAGCGACUGCAGCAGCUGGGGCGUAGUUCAGGAGAUUCGGUGGACGGCAGCGACAAGGGCUCGAGAAGUAGAACUGGCAGCGUUCACCCAAUGUUCACAGUGACGACCCACCCGUCCUACUCCUCGCACGAGCUGUGCCUGGACCGCCGCAACGAGACCAGUCCCAGUCACAGCCAGAUGUCCAGGAACUCCAGUCGGAAGAGCAGCAACUCUUUGAGGGUCAAUCAGUCUACUAAAAUCGAAGACUUCAAGCACCUAAUGAGAAGACCGUCGACCCUGGAAGUGCACACAGCGAGGGUGUCGCUCAAAGACAUCGUCUGCUACCUCUCCUUGCUGGAGGCUGGUCGGCCUGAAGAUAAGCUUGAAUUCAUGUUCCGGUUGUACGAUACGGAUGGUAAUGGUGUGUUGGACACAAACGAGAUGGACUGCAUCGUGAACCAGAUGAUGACUGUGGCUGAGUACCUCGGCUGGGAGACGUCAGAAUUGAGGCCUAUUUUACAAGACAUGAUGGUGGAGAUAGACUAUGAUGCUGACGGGACAGUUUCUUUGGACGAAUGGAAGAGAGGGGGAAUGACGACUAUACCUCUCCUUGUCCUUCUCGGUCUCGAUACGAACGUGAAAGAAGACGGCGAGCACGCUUGGCGCCUGAAACACUUCAGCAGACCGGCGUACUGCAACUUGUGCCUGAACAUGCUCGUCGGGCUCGGCAAGAAGGGCUUGUGUUGUAUCUUUUGCAAGUUCACGGUACACGAACGUUGCGUACAACGUGCGCCUGCGUCGUGUAUCGCCACUUACUCUAAAUCUAGACGGGCGUCAGCGGCACUUGCUCAUCAUUGGGUAGAAGGAAAUUGCCACGGAAAAUGUGCAAGAUGUCGGAAAAAAAUUAAAGGUUAUAACGGAAUAACAGGACUUCACUGCCGAUGGUGUCACAUCACACUUCACAACCGCUGCGUGGGCAGCGCGGGCGGCGCGUGCAGCCUCGGCCGGCACGCGCGCCACAUCCUGCCGCCCACCGCCAUCCGCCCGCUCGUGCUCGACCGCCAGAGGUCGCUGCCUCAUCGAUCGCAGCACGACCAGCAAUCCCUCCCAACCUCAAUAUCACUGCCGAUCUCCAUCUCUGCUCCUCCAGAGGAGAAGAGAGAGGAGAAGAAAGAGCACCGCGCUCCCCCCAUUUCCUUCCAAAUUACGCCUCCAGAUGGGAGCUGUCCAUUACUGGUGUUUAUUAACCCCAAGAGCGGGGGUAGGCAAGGAUCCAGGGUGUUGAGGAAGUUGCAGUAUAUUCUGAACCCGAGGCAGGUGCAUGAUAUAGCGAAAGGAGGGCCUAUGCAAGGGUUGCAGAUGUUCAAAGACGUGAAGAGUUACAGAGUGAUAUGCUGCGGUGGAGACGGCACAGUUGGCUGGGUGCUGGAGACCAUGGAUAAAGUACAAAUGGAAACCCAGCCGGCAGUUGGAGUAAUACCCCUGGGCACCGGCAACGACCUUGCUCGGUGUUUACGAUGGGGGGGCGGAUAUGAAGGCGAGUCGAUACACAAACUUCUGGACAAGAUCGCGCGCGCCAGCACCGUCAUGAUGGACCGAUGGCAGAUUCAUGUCGAGAACACCAGCGCUGAAUGUGAACAGUUACAAAUAAUGCCAGAUUCCGCCCCUCAUCCCACGGGCGUUCCCUACAACAUCAUCAACAAUUAUUUCUCUAUUGGUGUUGACGCGGCGAUAUGUGUCAAGUUCCACACGGAAAGAGAGCGGAAUCCAGACAAGUUCAGCUCCCGAAUGAAGAACAAACUCUGGUACUUCGAGUUCGCGACGUCGGAACAGUUCGCUGCUAGCUGUAAGAACUUACACGAGAACAUCGAUAUUGUGUGUGACGGCUCGUCCCUGGAGCUGAACAAGGGGCCGGCGCUGCAGGGCGUGGCGCUGCUCAACAUCCCGUACGCGCACGGCGGCUCCAACCUGUGGGGCGCCGGCGGCGCGCACCGCCGGGGGCGCUUCCCCAACGCGCAGCAAGAUAUCGGUGAUAAGCUGAUAGAAGUCAUAGGUCUUGAGAACUGCCUGCACAUGGGUCAAGUCCGGACCGGUCUUCGCGCGUCGGGCCGUCGUUUAGCUCAGUGCAGCUCCAUCACCAUCACGACCAGAAAAACAUUCCCGAUGCAGAUCGACGGCGAACCCUGGAUGCAGACUCCUUGCAAGAUCACAAUCACCCACAAGAACCAAGUCCCGAUGUUGAUGGGGCCUGCCCCCGAGAAAGGGAGAGGAUUCUUCAAAUUGUUUACCCAUUGUUAACCACAAAAUUUUUAAUUAGCUACCGUCUCAUUCAUAAUAGAUUUUAAAGAUCUACCCUCAUAAAAAAUAUGUUAUAUCUCGUUCUGUCAAUGGCAAAUAAUAGUGCAAUAGUGACAAAAUUUAGCUUUUAUCUUUGAAGAGUGAGAAGAGAUCUGGUCUGGGAAUAAGAAAAUUUUGAUUUAGUCCAUGACGCGUCGAUUAUAGGUGCAUAGACACUAAGCGAGCGAAUGCUCAAUUUAGCCCCACUCUAGCUGUCCAAUGACUGGUUGGUCCAGGCUGGCCAGAAGCCAACUAGAAUGAGCGUUCGCUUGAUUGUGAACAUUAACAACAAAUCCCGCGUUUGUUUUUUGUACAAAAUCCAUCAACGUUGGGCGUUAUUAAUGCAUAAAACCCGAAAUACAAUAACAUAUUCGCGAUAAAAAAGCGUUGACCUAUACACGGAUUCACGUUCUAAUCCAAAACAAUGAAUUUUUGACUUAUUCCUUUGAAAACGAGGGGCAAAUGUGGUGAAAAUUGUUAUGCCUAUUGGAAACAGUUCGUCAAACUUUGGCGGAUUCUACAUACAUUACUGGUUUUUCCGUGCGGUAAAUAAAAACUCUCAUACAAAUUACACUAUGUUCAUUCAUUCAUGGCAAUUUGCCGGAUUUACUAUGAACAAUCACGUGGUCAAACUCCUCAACAUAUGAUAUGGUUUGUUUGGCGACCGCUAGAUGGCGCUGGGACCAACAUAUAACGCCAGAAUAACCAGAAACAAUUUUUAGAACAAAAAUGUUAUUGGCAAAAUAUAUUUUAACUACAAUGCUAGACAGAGAUAGAAAAAAAUAGGAAUAAUUUUGCUUUAGAAGUAUUGAUAACGUGGCUUACCUGUUAUUGGUAGUUCACAAUAAGAGACAUGCCCUAUUGUUCCGUCGUUCUCCGUUAUGUUGACAUCCGUAGAUGGACAAUGCAGAAAUUAUAUGAAGAUGUCAACACACAUAAAUAUUAUAGAAAACAACGGAGCCGCGACGUGCUGCGUCGUCGCAAUGGAGUACAACUAAGCAAGGGGCUUUUAUACAAUCGCUGUUAUUAUUUUAUGGUGAAAUUUCUUUAGCAAAGAAACAACUUUGCAAUAUAUCAAUUAUAGUGCAUUCUUAGGACUUCCGUAAAAAUGCAUUAAAAAAAGCAAGCAUUUCUUAUGGAGGCAAUAAAUAUUUUUUAUAGCUUUAUUUAGUUUUUGAGAUAUACAGAAAAACGGAAAUAACCCAAGGUACAUUUACAUUAAAACUAUAUGUAUAUUUAAACUGUUAAUUUUUUAUAUACAUAUUGUCUUGGUGACGAUGUCGUGAAAUCUCGAGAAGUUAUAAAAAACUUAUAAUUUUUAAUAGUACAAACAAAUAUGGAAUAUAUUACUACACUUAUAUUUAAUAAAAGGUUUAUAACGACUUAUUUACAACGGUAACGUUUGAACGCAAGUAAUAUCAAAAAUUGUAAAUAGUGAAAGAGACAGGUAACAGCGGGGUAUUGUCCUUUUUUCCGUGUAGCUUAGAAACAUACUAUAAUCACGAACCUGGACCAUCGAAUGAUACUCGUAACCUAGCUAUUCCUUAAUUCCAUCCAGUAGUGUGGUGUGACCCUGGAGGAUUACGACAAGCUCUGAUCGACCAAUCACGUUAGAUUUUGUAAAUUACAUCCCUAAGGUGGUGAAAUUAUAGGGGUUGCCAGUUUGUAUGAAACUUCAUCAUUUUUGAAGUGAGAUACGUGAAAAUUUGCUUAGCAAAAUAUGAUUAUGCUUA